Molecule: messenger RNA, 3757 nt
Organism: Talpa occidentalis (Iberian mole)
Lineage: Eukaryota; Metazoa; Chordata; Mammalia; Eulipotyphla; Talpidae
Gene: SLITRK2
Product: SLIT and NTRK like family member 2
Exons: 3
Coding region: 338-2875 (845 amino acids)
Biological process (GO): regulation of presynapse assembly; positive regulation of synapse assembly; axonogenesis
Cellular component (GO): glutamatergic synapse; membrane
Molecular function (GO): protein binding
Source: RefSeq, a predicted model, not a curated record
AAGCGGGGCACCCCCACCCCCACCGCGGGCGGCACCUCCUUUUACCUCGCUCUCCCUCUCUUCCCGAAGAUGCCCAAGUGCCGGCGGAGCGCCGCGGAGAGGGGGCCCGUCUCCUCCUGACGCUUAAAAAAAAAAGUAAAGCAAUUUCUGCUUCGAGCCCCAGACGGGCGAGCCGCCCGCGAGCUCUGCGAGCUGCCCCAGGGGAGAAGGACCCGGGCUGGAUUUAGUAGGACAACUCGCUCGCUAAUGACUCCGCGGCUGGCGGCGACCCGCCGGGAAAUCAGGUGCCGGCUUGUUUGCCUGCAGGUACCUGAGCUGACACCGACGGUGCCUAAAGAUGCUGAGCAGCGUUUGGCUCCUCAGUGUGUUCACCGUGGCCGGGAUCCUACAGACCGAGACUCGCAAAACUGCCAAAGACAUUUGCAAGCUGCGCUGCCUGUGCGAAGAGAAGGAGAACGUACUGAACAUCAACUGCGAAAACAAAGGAUUUACAACUGUCAGCCUGCUCCAGCCCCCCCAGUACCGAAUCUAUCAGCUCUUCCUCAAUGGCAACCUCCUGAGCAGACUGUACCCCAACGAGUUUGUCAAUUACUCCAACGCGGUGACUCUCCACCUCGGCAACAACGGGCUGCAGGAGAUCCGGCCCGGGGCCUUCAGCGGCCUGAAAACCCUCAAGAGGCUGCACCUCAACAACAACAAGCUCGAGGUGCUGCGGGAGGACACGUUCCUGGGCCUGGAGAGCCUGGAGUACCUCCAGGCUGACUACAACUACAUCAGUGCCAUCGAGGCAGGGGCCUUCAGCAAACUCAACAAGCUCAAAGUGCUCAUCCUCAAUGACAACCUCCUGCUGUCGCUGCCCAGCAAUGUGUUCCGCUUCGUCCUGCUGACCCACUUAGACCUGCGGGGGAACCGGCUCAAAGUCAUGCCUUUCGCGGGUGUCCUGGAGCACAUCGGGGGGAUCAUGGAGAUUCAGCUGGAGGAAAACCCCUGGAACUGCACUUGCGACCUGCUUCCUCUCAAGGCCUGGCUGGACACCAUCACGGUGUUCGUGGGCGAGAUCGUCUGCGAGACGCCCUUCCGCCUGCACGGGAAAGACGUGACCCAGCUCACCAGGCAGGACCUCUGUCCCAGGAAAACGGCCGGCGACUCCAGUCAGAGGGGCGGUCACGCAGACACACACGUCCAAAGGCUGUCACCCACCGUGAACCCUGCCCUCAACCCCACCAGGGCACCCAAAGCCAGCCGGCCCCCCAAAAUGAGAAACCGCCCCACGCCCCGGGUCACCGUGUCGAAGGACAGGCAGAGCUUCGGCCCGAUCAUGGUGUACCAGACCAAGUCCCCGGUGCCCCUCACCUGCCCCAGCAGCUGCGUCUGCACCUCUCAGAGCUCUGACAACGGCCUCAACGUCAACUGCCAGGAGAGGAAGUUCACGAAUAUCUCCGACCUGCAGCCCAGACCCACGAGUCCAAAGAAACUCUACCUGACAGGGAACUAUCUCCAAACUGUCUAUAAGAACGACCUCUUAGAAUACAGUUCUUUGGAUCUGUUGCAUUUAGGAAAUAACAGGAUCGCCGUCAUCCAGGAAGGUGCCUUCACAAACCUGACCAGUUUACGCAGACUUUACCUGAAUGGCAACUACCUUGAAGUGCUGUACCCUUCUAUGUUCGAGGGGCUGCAGAGCCUGCAGUAUCUCUACUUAGAGUAUAAUGUCAUUAAGGAAAUUAAGCCGCUGACCUUUGAUGCUUUGAUUAACCUCCAGCUACUGUUUCUGAAUAACAACCUGCUUCGCUCCCUACCUGAUAACAUCUUUGGGGGCACGGCCCUCACCAGGCUGAACCUGAGAAACAACCACUUUUCUCACCUGCCCGUGAAAGGGGUUCUGGAUCAGCUGCCGGCUUUUAUCCAGAUCGACCUGCAAGAGAACCCUUGGGACUGCACCUGUGACAUCAUGGGGCUCAAGGACUGGACAGAGCAUGCCAAUUCCCCCGUCAUCAUCAACGAGGUGACCUGUGAGUCUCCAGCGAAGCACGCAGGGGAGAUCCUGAAGUUUCUGGGGAGGGAGGCUAUCUGUCCAGACAGCCCAAACCUGUCAGACGGAACCCUUUUGUCCGUGAAUCACAACACUGACACCCCAGGGGCGCUGAGCGUGUCCCCCAGUUCCUACCCCGAACUACACACGGAAGUUCCCCUUUCUGUCUUAAUCUUAGGAUUGCUUGUGGUCUUUAUCUUAUCAGUCUGUUUUGGGGCUGGUUUGUUUGUCUUCGUCCUGAAACGCCGAAAGGGGGUGCCGAGCGUUCCCCGGAGUGCCACCAACUUAGACGUCAGCUCCUUCCAGUUACAGUAUGGGUCUUACAACACGGACGCUCAGGACAAAACGGACGGUCACGUCUAUAACUAUAUCCCGCCUCCCGUGGGCCAGAUGUGCCAGAACCCCAUCUACAUGCAGAAGGAAGGAGACCCAGUAGCCUAUUACCGGAACCUGCCAGAAUUCAGCUAUGGCAACCUGGAGGAGAAAAAGGAAGAGCCGGCCCCCCUGGCUUACACCAUCAGUGCCACCGAGCUGCUAGAAAAGCAGGCCACACCCCGAGAGCCCGAGCUGCUGUACCAGAAUAUUGCCGAGCGCGUCAAGGAGCUGCCCAGUGCGGGACUGGUCCACUACAACUUUUGUACCUUACCCAAAAGGCAGUUUGCCCCUUCUUAUGAAUCUCGACGCCAAAACCAAGACAGAAUCAAUAAAACCGUUUUAUAUGGAACUCCCAGGAAAUGCUUUGUGGGGCAGUCCAAGCCCGACCACCCUUUACUGCAAGCUAAGCCGCAAUCAGAACCAGACUACCUCGAAGUUCUGGAAAAACAAACUGCAAUCAGUCAGCUGUGAAGGGAAAUCGCUCGCAACCCCCUGGCAUCCAAGGAUGCUGCUCCUGGCUCCGAACUCUUGGAAGCACUGGUUUGCCUUUGGUUUGAUUUGCCUUCUUCCUUUCCCAGUGUCGGGUGGGGGCGACUUUGACGAGGUUUGGGGGACGGGGUGAAGCAAUGAUAUGCUUUCUCGAGUUGCCCUUUAAAUUAUUUCUCUCUUGCCCUCCCCUCUCCCACCCCACCUCUCGUUCCUUCUCUUCUUAGGAGUCAUCCUGGAACGUGAAUGUUUCUACAAUGCUUUUUUUGUUUUCAUAUAUUGUUUUUGUUCAUGGUUUUGUUUCUCUCUCUUCUUUUAUUUUUCCAGUGUGGGAAUGGAAAGAGGAGAUUAUAGUGAAUGAAGAAAGAGUAAGCAAACUUUUCGAGUGAAAAUGGCUAAUGAGUGUAUUUUGUAGAAGAUCUCCAAAGAUCUUUUGAGACUAUAAAUUCUUUUGUAAAUAAUGAUAUAUGGUAUUUCCGUCUUCAGUUACCAAGUAUAGCCACUAGGCAUCACUUCUUUGUGUUAAAGUGCCUUUGCACUUGAAGUACAUUACUUAAAUGUUGCUUUUAGCUUUGAUAAAUUGAACAUAUUUUAAUGUGUUGUAUUUUUGAAAUUAAAAACACUGUAAAAUAGAUUGAAAUGUCAGCUAUAUAAAGUCAACGUACAGUUUGCUUGAGUUAUACAAACCAGCCUGUCAUCAAAUGAUUCUAGUUCUAGGACUUUAUAGAUUUAACUGUAAAAUAUUUCCUCUGGGUUUGUUCUAAGUGAUUUUAUUUAAGUCAACUAAGGGGACUUAACAGUGGACUAGAGGUAAUAAACCACCUCAGUUGGGGUUAGUAAUUCAUUAAUAAAAUAUAUUUAACCCAA